AUGCCCUCGCUGACUGCGGGCUACGCGCCCGACCUCGAAAAGUACCUCAAGUCUCUCAAAGGCCAGCCAUUGGCGGCGUCAACCGAGAACCUCAUAUCACUCCUGAAGCGAAGACAGAUCCGGGGCUCCGAGCCCUGCGCCGUCGCAACCGCCCAUAUACUCCUUCAGGUCGUCGCCAGGUCCAAGUGGCAAGACGUCGACGGCCUCCUCGAAAAUGUCAGCGCCACGGGCCGUCGCCUGGUCGAGGCCCAGCCCAAGGAGCUCGUCGUCGCCAACAUUGUCCGGCGCGUGCUUGCCCUGGUCCGCGACGAGGCCGCCGAGGACCGCAACGAGCCGUCGAGCGAGACCCAGAGCGAGGCCCUCAUGACCCCGACCGACCCUGCCCUGUCACACAACUGGCCGCUCACGACGUACGCGAAGCAAGACUCGGCCGGCGACUACAUCUCCAACAGCGCGGCGCCUCAGCCGCCGUCACGGCCGGGGCCCAUCUCGUCGUACAGCUCCGUCAACGUUCCCAAGUCGCUGUUCCACCUGCUAUCGGCGUCGCCCACGGAAGGCUUCACCUCCAUGAGCCCGCCUUUCCGAAACUCGGGCACGUCGACGCCCACCAGCAAGGGCGCCCACGCCAACAGCCAGGUCCACGCCCUGCGGUCAGAGGUGAUUGACGGCAUCGAGGAAAUCAAGGACGAGAUCAGCCAAGUGGACGACCAGAUUGCGGCCUUGGCCGAGGUGCAGAUUCACCCCGGGGAUCACGUCCUCGUGCACCAGCCCUCGCCCACGGUGGAGCGCUUCAUCCUCCGCGCGGCGCUCAAGCGCAGGUUUACGGUGCUGGUCGCAACCGAGGCGCCGCGAAGAGGAGUCGAGGACGACGCGCAAGUCGCAGCGUUCCGGAAGAAGCUGUCGGCAGCGGGCAUCACGGCAAUCUGCGUCAGGAGCACGGCCCUGAUGGCAUACAUGUCACGCGUGGAUAAGGUGAUUCUGGGCGCCAGGGCAGUCGUGGCCAACGGCGGCGUGGUGGCGGACUCUGGGGCGGCGGCCAUUGCGCGGGCGGCGCAGGAGAUGGGCAGCGGCGUGGUGGUGCUGACGGGCGUGUACAAGCUCAGCCCGGAGAACGCGUUUGAUGAGGCGUCCCUGAUUGAGUGGGGAGACUCGUCGACGUUUGUGAGCUUUGCCGACGGGCCGCUGGUGAGUGGGGUUGAGGUCCGGAGCGCGGUGACGGAGCUGGUGCCGCCGGAGCUCAUUGACACUUAUAUCACCAACCUGGGAACUCAUUCGCGCGAUCACUUGGCGAGCUUGAUUGCGGACCACUACAAGCAGGAAGAUGCCGACUUUCACCUCUGGAGCACGGCCGACCAAUGA
Molecule: messenger RNA, 1359 nt
Organism: Hirsutella rhossiliensis
Lineage: Eukaryota; Fungi; Ascomycota; Sordariomycetes; Hypocreales; Ophiocordycipitaceae
Product: initiation factor 2 subunit family domain-containing protein
Exons: 3
Coding region: 1-1359 (452 amino acids)
Biological process (GO): translational initiation
Cellular component (GO): eukaryotic translation initiation factor 2B complex
Molecular function (GO): translation initiation factor activity; guanyl-nucleotide exchange factor activity
Source: RefSeq, a predicted model, not a curated record